UUGACUUCCAGCAAAGCUCAGCUGUAAUGGCUAUCGUCUCUAAGGGAAGAGGAUCGAAUGACCAGUACGCCACAUCCUUCACUGUGUCCGGUAGUCAGGAUGGCGUCAUUUGGGAUCCUAUCAAAGAGGACAAUGGGACAGUUAAGAUUUUCCAAGGAAGCACUGACGAUACCUCCAAUGUCACAAAUAAAUUCAAAGAACCGAUUUUCGCAAAAUUUGUUCGAGUUGCCAUACAAGAAUGGUAUAGACACCCAGUUUUGAAAAUGGAGCUCAUCGGGUGUGCUUUUAACGAACAUCCAGGGAGAUGCUGGGAAGGAGAACACGGUAUCUUGGAAGAUGUUCUUCCUAUAUUACACGAAACAACGGCACCAACUAAUGCCCUGUGUGGAAUUGAAUGUCACAAAUAUCCGUCAUGUGAAAGUUUUAUGUUUGCCUUUCAUUCAAACAUAUGCCAGCUGUAUAGUUCAGAAGUAUUCAAUGUAACGAAGGGCGAGUCAACUCUAACUCCAGAGGUGUAUUAUACAAAAUGCACCAUUAAGACGCUUUUGAACUGAUAUGUCAAGGGGUGGAUCAAUGGGUAGGUAAUGGGGUAAAGGUUUUCUAUAGCGAAAACGAAAGUAAGUCAGAUCCUUGUAGCAUGAAUAAAGGAUAGGCAUUCGGAAAAUACCAAAACAAAAACAAAUCAUGUGAUAUUAUUAAUAUUAAUGGACGUCCCUGG
Molecule: messenger RNA, 718 nt
Organism: Pecten maximus
Lineage: Eukaryota; Metazoa; Mollusca; Bivalvia; Pectinida; Pectinidae
Product: neuropilin-1-like
Exons: 3
Coding region: 27-554 (175 amino acids)
Source: RefSeq, a predicted model, not a curated record